Messenger RNA from Antrostomus carolinensis (chuck-will's-widow), 1815 nucleotides. It is a transcript of the gene HRG, whose product is annotated as histidine rich glycoprotein. NCBI's taxonomy places the organism in Eukaryota, Metazoa, Chordata, Aves, Caprimulgiformes, Caprimulgidae. The record is from RefSeq and is a predicted model, not a curated record. The transcript is spliced from 7 exons. Gene Ontology annotation, cellular component: blood microparticle; extracellular region. Gene Ontology annotation, biological process: negative regulation of endopeptidase activity; regulation of platelet activation; negative regulation of fibrinolysis. Gene Ontology annotation, molecular function: zinc ion binding; cysteine-type endopeptidase inhibitor activity; heparin binding. The coding region runs from base 49 to 1815 and encodes 588 amino acids.
CUGGCUUUAUCAGAGCAUGGGCAGAAGUGACCUAACACUGCAAACAAAAUGCUGCUUCUAGCUUCAGCUUUUUUUCUAACACUACUGCAGUGCUCUGAUGCCCAAAACAAAACAAGCAUUACACCUGCAGACUGUAAUACCAUUGAAACAGAUGCAGGAGUGGCCCUGGAUUUGGUCAACAGGCAUCGCAGAGAUGGCUAUGUGUUUGGUUUAUUCCGGGUUGCUGACGCACACAAACUCCAUAUAGGAAAUUCAUCAGUCCUCUUCUUAACUUUGGAUGUGCUGGAAACUGAAUGCUCUGUAUUAUCCAGAAAACACUGGGAGUCUUGUGACUACGGUGACACCUAUUUCAUGGACUUCGGGCAAUGUAAGAUUAUCAUAUAUACAAGCCAGCUGCUGAAGAAACCUCAGCUAUAUGGAUUUAAUUGUACACUAAGUCCAGUUCCUCCUGAUUUAUUAGAGUGCAAAGAUUGUCCUGUGAAAGUUGAAGUCUUAGAAGUCACCGAGCAACAUAAAAAUAUUGCUGCAAAGGCCCUGGAGAAAUUCAACAGGGAGGGUAACCACACAAACUACUUCAAUGUGGACAAAGUUGAAAAGAUUUUAAAGAUGACUGCCUCCCGUGAAGGUCACAUUUUAGGAUUCUCUAUAAAAGAGACAAAUUGUUCCAAAUCUGCACAACAAGCAAAUCAGGCAUUGGAAUGUGAUUUUCUGGAUGACUGGCAUGCUCAUGUGGGAUUCUGCAAGGCAAGAAUUAUAAGUCAUCCAGAGGAACCUGAUGGAACAGAUAUAAACUGUGAAAUCUACCAUCGUUGGCAGCAUGACCAUGGGCAAAGAUGCAAACAUUCAACUCUAGGACACCGACACAGACAUCCCCAUCAUCAUUUUGGUCACAGACAUCGCCACAGACACCAUCACAGACAUCAUCACAGGCAUGGAUGUCCACCCUUUUCUCAACCCAGACCUGAAGACCCUGAGCAUAACCAUAGCUUCAAUGAAGAACAUCAAGACAGCCAUGAAGAACCUGCUCCUCCUCCCCACAGUGGACCACAUCAACACCUUCCUCCUCCUCCUCCCCAUGAUGGACCACAUCCUCCUCCCCAAGAGGAACCACAACCACCCCCUUCUGUUCCUCCUCCCUAUGAGGCACCACAUCCUCUCCUCCAAGAGGAAGCACAAUAUGACCCUUCUGCUCCUUCUCCCCAUGAUGAACCACAUAAUCCUCCUCUUCAUCCCCAUCAUGGACCACACUGUCCUCCUCCUCCUCAUGGACCACAUCACCACCAUCCACCUCCCCACUGUGGACCACACUGUCCUCCUCCCCCUCCUCAUGGACCACAUCACCACCAUCCACCUCCCCACUGUGGACCACGCUGCCCUCCUCCCCCUCCUCAUGGACCACAUCACCACCAUCCACCUCCCCACUGUGGACCACAUCACCCUCCUCCUCCAGGACACCCUCCUCAUCUCUGUCAUCACUAUUACAGACAUCACUGCAACAAGACAAGUAUAUCAGGAAAGUACUCUCCAUUCCAAAUAACAGGAGCUCUCUAUCGCAUUCCAGUUCUAAACCAGCAGGAUUCUCUCACACCUCCCACUGCAAACUUUCCUGAGCUAUCCCAAAGCAACCCCCACUCCUCCAGCACUGCUGAAGGUAUUCCCUUCACCGGCUCAAGUCUAAAGGAGAUGCUAGAAGCUCUGAGUUUUCCAGAUCACCCUGCAGAAUCAAAGUCAUGCCCGGGAAAGCCCAAACUUGUUCUUCCAAAAAUUUUGCCUUUAUUUCCACAUAGCUCCAUGGCAGAAAAUUCUCCUCCAUGA